GUUUUUCUCCACUGCAUGCUGAUACCGAUUGCACAUCUCAUUUGGAAACCUUGAAUAUUGAAAUUUCUUUCUUUGCUACCUAAUAUCUCUUCAUCAAUUGCCCUCUACUUGUCAGUAGCAUCAUCAGCUCCGGCGAUGAAGAUCUGGGGGAAGUCUCCGAAUCCCCGAAUGCCGGAACGAACAAACUCCUUUUGAACACAACUUCACGCGGCUUCUUGCAUUUGUGUACAGAUCCCUUACCUCCUUCAGACCAUGUCCCAUCCAUCCCAUUCUUUAUGCAAACUACUCGUCAAUGUCAUCCUUGCUAGAUAAGCAUCUUCAAAUACUGUAUACAAUCACGUCACUAGCAUCUAAAUUUAGCGCAGUGCCUCGGUCACGAACAUGUUUAUGCGCCUAUCCGUCGUUGUGGGAGUCUUUGGAGUUCUCGGGGACGACCCUUGCCGCUACUGUAAAAUUCCAGAUCCCCGCAAUCAAGUUCAGUAAGUGGAUGUCUCCCUGAGAUUUGCCACAAGGAAGUCAACUCCACUCUUCCUUCUGUUGCAUGAAUCGAAAGUAGAGCCUAUCCCUUAUUUGUUAUGAAAGCUGUUGGUAUUUUGCGUUUGUCAUGGGCGGCGCUUGUAACUCGAAGGAAUCUGGCCUUUGGAAUCCAGUACCACGAGGUCGGCGUGGAUGUACUAUCCGGCAUGCAUGUUGUUGAUCUGUUAACCACGCGAGUUUUGUGAUAUAUCGUCAAGCGGUGCACUAGCAGGCUAUCUUUAAUAUAUUCUCUGAGCUAGAUCUUUAACUCUGAGAUGAGCCCCAUUGCUACAAGUGGAUGCGAAGUUCAUUCCCAUCAAACGUUUGUAGAUAUACUUUAGGUAUCCGAGUGUAUCCCUUGUUAGAGGUUUGUGCCAAUGUCGUACAUAUGAUUGCGCCGUGUAUCAAGUUGUAUCGUGCAUCAUCUCGAAACUGAAAAUCCACCCAAAUUCGUUCAAUCGAUAUACGCGGCGGCCUUACAUUCGAAUUUUGUUUCUGUCACACUUUCCAUUGAAUACUCUGCGACCAUGCCAUUCCAAAAGACAGGGUCGCGUUCUAAGCAGAUGAUCUUUCAUCGAGAGAGUAACAGUGCUGAUGGUUUCUUCGAAUACGAUCGUAAUACCAGCAAUAGGCAGUCGGAAAGCCUUUUCUGGAUAUCAGAAAAUCCCAAAUCCGACAAACCUGCGGUUAGAAGGAAUACAGCUAUCAUGGCACGAAAACCUCCUGAGAUCCGGAUUGAUCCCAGCCAAACGGCACAGUCACCACCAAGUCCUUUACAUUUCGAUUGGGGCUUUAACGAUAACUCGGCGAGCGGAAGUAUGGGUAAAGGCGUGGAUGAAAGUGUGGGUGGCCAAGGGAAUAAGAAUAAGAGUACACCGAACCUAACAAAGGUAGAAUCGACACCGAUUGGGGAUGAUGUCGGUUCUUUGUCUCCAACUAUAUCCAAGUCCAAAAGCUGCGUUUCAUUGAGAAAUGCGACUCGUACCUUGCAACCAAGCCCGAUAAAUGAUAGCAAUCAGCAUCGCAAUCGUCAGCCCCGCUAUCAUUAUUUCCCCCAAACCCUGGCGCCCCCAAAACCGGACUCAGGUGAUGCACCAUUAGCAACACAAGCGCAGACCUGCAGCAACACUGGCAUGGUAUUUUCAGAAAAAGAAAUUCCGCAGCAGGCACAAGGAAACUCAGACUUGAGGUUACAUUCUUAUAAGAGAGAGGCGCAAGCUACCUCGUCAGAUAAGCUUAUGGAAGGGGAAGGGCAAGAGGAAGGAUCAAAUAUUAAUCUCUCCCAUAAUCCAAAUACUUCAUCGUUGUUUAAUCAUCUUAUUAAUGAUAACGGGAAUCCAACUCCUACUAUUACUAGUAUCCCUAGUAUUCCUAAAACUCCUUCUGCCACCAAAAAGUUGAUACGAUCAACCAAAUCAUACGAUAGAUUUAUUCUCAGAUCAAAGGAAAAAUCUUUCUUUCGCUUCCAUUCUCACCAUAAUACCUCUCACCAACACGAUCAACGACAGCAGCAACAGCUCAGUCCUAACAAGAAAGCCAUAUCGACAUCUGCUUCAUGUUCGAAUCUACAGAAGAUGGUCGAGUUUACCGAUAACGUCGAACAAUUAAUUCGAGAAACGGAUGAAGCAUUCCAAGCCGCUGGGUUUGCGAUAGGUGAUGCAAAAGCUGCCACUCGAGGAUUUCAGCAAUUCGAAAAUAGCAAAGCAGCCAAAAUAACUGGCAUGACUCUUGAUGAUUUGCACAAUAUGAACGUCAAGAAUAUCAACAAUUCCACCGUUACCCGCCAAAACCGAUCAACCUACUCGAGUAAACCUCUCGCACGGACCAAUUCAAUCUCGAAGCGCAAUCAAAUGCAGAAUUCCAACUUUUUGAAAGAACGUCCAUCUUCAACCAGUCUUUCGGGAAAAUCCCCGGUACCAAAGUCUUCCUUUAAUUCCAAAGCAAAGAAGUCAAUUUCUCCGAAGCAAAAGAAAAAUACGGCCUUGGAGAAAGCUUCGAGAAAGAGUCUACCACACCCACAUUCAAGUGCAAGAUGGAACUUGGGAGAUGUCACCGCCAGCAUGGCGGAUGUUUUCAAAGGAAAAUUCACCAGGUUGGAAGCCGAUGAAAUGUUGACUCCGGAUAGAUUGCAACAGCUGGAGGAAAAGGCGGAAAAGGCCAAGUUGGACAAUGAACGAAAAGCUUCAUUGGAAAAUGCUCAAAGUGAAGCCGCUCGCAAUGCCGACACAGUCAAAGAUGCGGAUGCGAUUACUUCAGUGGGACAUUCCCGGACAAUGGAUGCGGAUAAGAAGCUUGAUACGAACAUUGUAUCGUCAGAUAACCCAGAAAGUGUAUCACCAACUGAACCAUUUCAUUUGGAACAUUUAUUGCCUCGCAUCAACAAUGACAAGGACAAAACACCCACUUCAGCACAGAUUCUUGGUCCCUCUUCACCACUACCAUUUACAUCGGCAGAUGUAUCCGAAUCUUCGGAAAACGACCAAAGAAGAGGUCGAAAAGCAUUGUCCGAUGUAUCAAAUCCCGAUUAUGCCGAAAUCGAUGCUAUCGAACAAGCCUUUGAAGAUUUAAACUUCCCCUCUCCACCCCGCGAUUCUCCACAUUCUCCACCCAGACUCCCACGAAGUCGUUCCAACACAGGAAUGACCAGUCUCCUACCCACCAUUCCCGAAAUCUCUCCCCUGAACAUCUUAGCCCCACGAACUCCCGAACGAAGCUUCUCGCAAGAUUCGGAAUAUUCCCAAGACUCAAGCACAUCUUCUGUAGACUACAUUCAAUUGCCCUCCACAUUAUAUACUCUUACAUCUCCACUUUUCCGCCACGGUCCCAUCCGUCUCGAACAUGCCUACCACCGCUCUAAUCGCGAUUCUCUUUCUGCGCCCGACCUCGAAGAGGCACUCGAUUGGACGGCAUUCCAGAUGGCAAUCUCAGGCACAAUGGACGAUGGUACAUUGGGCGCUAGCCAAGAAAGCAUCUGGGAAGCAGAUGAAGCGGAAGUCGAUAGUAUUUUCGAUUGGUGGAGCGGAUUCGGAUAUCCUGGAAUUGGUCGUUUAGUUAAAGAAGCACCUGUGUCUCGACGCAAGAAAGUUAAGUCUCUCGCGGCUGCUGAUGCGGAAAAAUGUCUUCGGAAAAAUAAAGAUGGAAGGGAUAAUCGCGCGACGACUAUCGGACUUGGACUAGGCUUUGGUACUCCCAGUGAAAGCAGUAGUGGCGGACCUAGAACUCCAGAAUAUCAAGGAGGGUUAUGGAUAGAAACGAUUCGGGAUAGUGCGCCACAAGUAGUGGAGUCCGUGUCUAUUCCUACCUUAGGAGCUAGAAGAGAUGUGGCGCUCAAAGUGAAUGUUCCAGAGCCGAGAAUUGAUGACGAUGAGGACAAUGAUUCGUUGCCACCUUCGCCGAUUAACUUGGUUAAAAUCAAGGAUGAAUAUAUUCCCAUGGGAUACAACUUGGGACACGAUUUGGGGGAUUUUUUGAAUUGGGAAACAUAUCAUGUGCAGAGUCUUUUCGGAGAGGAUGAGGGAAGGAAUUAUAUGUGAUUUCCGGACGAGUUAAAAAGAGGGAGUGAAGGGCGUCAUGCAUGUGGGUUUAAUGGCUGAAUAUUUAACGGCCUUGGAGUUAUCCCAUGGGACACGGAAGGGAAAUAUGCGGAAUUGGGAAUUGGAAAUGAGAUUAUAUAUCUCACAAUGCAUAUAUGGCUUAUGAGAAACGGACGGAAAUGCACAUGAGAAAGGAAUCUCGUGUGGAAAGGGGUCGAAAAUAUCUAGUAAUCUUGAAAUAGUACAUUAAUAUUAAAAAUCA
This is a messenger RNA of Botrytis cinerea B05.10, 4311 nucleotides long. RefSeq lists its product as hypothetical. Bases 1044 to 4049 code for a protein of 1001 amino acids. The transcript has a single exon. NCBI's taxonomy places the organism in Eukaryota, Fungi, Ascomycota, Leotiomycetes, Helotiales, Sclerotiniaceae. The record is from RefSeq and is a predicted model, not a curated record.